Messenger RNA from Notodromas monacha, 2735 nucleotides. The record is from the annotation of a GenBank genome assembly. NCBI's taxonomy places the organism in Eukaryota, Metazoa, Arthropoda, Ostracoda, Podocopida, Cyprididae.
AUGUCAGGGGUAAGAGAAGAGGAUGAGGAGGAAAAGCACGAUAAGCAGCAGCCAGAGGCCAGCGCUGAUCAUGAUCAUCAGCAGCAGCAAGAGACGCCAUCUAGCGGCAGGAAAGAAGUCGCCAAACUGUCAUGGCGCAUCAAAGUGUGCUACGGACUGGGCCACGUGUGGAACGACUUGUGUGCCUCGCUUUGGUUCACGUAUUUGCUCUUGUUCCUCAAGUUCGCCCUGGGCUUCGACGACAACUCGGCCGGUGUGUUGAUGUUGGUGGGCCAGGUGGCUGAUGCCGUGGCCACGCCGCUGGCUGGCCUGCAGCUGGACAAGAAGUACUCGGCCGAGGCCCUGGCUCGCUGCUGCAACUACGGCCAUCGCAAGACCUGGCAUCUCAUCGGUAGGUGGGCCAGGUGGCCGAUGCCGUGGCCACGCCGCUGGCUGGCCUGCAGCUGGACAAGAAGUACUCGGCCGAGGCCCUGGCUCGCUGCUGCAACUACGGCCAUCGCAAGACCUGGCAUCUCAUCGAUUGCCCACCUGUCCCUCAUCCCGUGUCUCACGCACUGUCAGCACCAGCGCACAGAGCUCAAUGCGAUUCGCUAUGGUUUCACUGUGCUGGCCAACAUGGCCGUCUACAUCAUUGCUUGGAUAGUGCUGGGCCUGGCUGACCGUGACGGCGGCGAGGGCAACACUCGCAUCUCCAAGCAAGACACUACUAGUUUCCGAAACAUCUCCCUCAUCUCUUCUGGAAUCGGCGCGCUUUUCACACUCUUGUUCCACAUUGGCGUCCGAGAAGAACCCCUGGCCACACGCAGCAGCCUGGCAUCAGCAGCCGCCCUCAAAGAAGCCUCAUCCUCAACAACAACCAUAUCAUCAACAUCAGCCGAAAGAUCACCAUCAGGCACCAAUAAUAAACCCACGAACCCACCAGCACCACCAGCAGGGCCACCAGCUAACAUCUCCCUCAUCUCUUCUGGAAUCGGCGCGCUUUUCACACUCUUGUUCCACAUUGGCGUCCGAGAAGAACCCCUGGCCACACGCAGCAGCCUGGCAUCAGCAGCCGCCCUCAAAGAAGCCUCAUCCUCAACAACAACCAUAUCAUCAACAUCAGCCGAAAGAUCACCAUCAGGCACCGCCAUCAACACCAAUAAUAAACCCACGAACCCACCAGCACCACCAGCAGGGCCACCAGCUGUUCGCAGGGUCAAGUUCUACGAGUGGUUCUGCACCCGGGAAUUCUACGAAGUCGGUUGGGUGUAUCAAACAACUCGCUUGCUUUUCAACGUGUCCCAGGUGUACAUGACGCUGUAUUUGCAAGAGACGCUUUCGUUGGGGCCUCAGAGCGUAGCUAUUAUCCCACUGGUGAUGUUUUGCAGUGGCCUGGCGGCCACGCUGUUUCUCAAGUGGCUGAAUCAGCGGUUGGGCAGGAAGCCGGCGUUUACGAUCGGGUUCUCCUUGGGCAUGGCGGCCGCCAUUUGGAUUUGGACCGGUGGCACUGCGCGGACGCAGUACAAAGAGGCGAGUCAAACCAAUGGGGGCUUCAUUUAUGGUGCCAUGAGCUUUGCAGACAAGAUGGCGAGUGGACUGGCCAUCAUGCUCAUCCAGUACCUGAACCCGUGCCAAAACGCUGCUGAUUGCCCAGCUUCCAACCCAUUCCCAGGUACAACCCUGGUGGUGGGUUGCGGUGGGUCAGCCUUGUUGGGCAUGUUGGGGGUUCUGGUCAUGAAGGACUACAACCAUGAUGUUGGGCUGUUCCAAGCCAAACCCACCCCUCAGGCAGUUGAUCCUGGCAAGUCCUGCAGCUACUCAAAUCCAGCUUACAAAGCUGAUGUAAAUGAGGAGUCAGCAGUGUCAGCCAAGAAUCAGAAUGAGCUGAGUCAAAGGGAUCACCAUCAAAACAACAGCACAGAGCUGGUCACAUGAGAGCCAUUGUACAAACCAAUUUAUUUUUUCUCUUUGGGUUCCUGUGGCAUAUUUUUUGUCCCCCUGGGAUGUAUGCAUUUUUUUUAUUUACUCAUUGCAUCUCAAGGCCAUGGAUCAUAAAUAAACCUUGCAAACUUGACAGUCCAUUGUUUUGGUUGUUGGGCACCCAUAUUGGGCAUUGAGGGUAGACAAAAUGGCAACUCCUGAUAGAAAAAACACCAAGAUGUAUUUGCAUGGUUCAAUAAUUUUACCAUUGCAUGUAAUUGCUUACAUAUAUUUCAUUUCAACUUUAUAUAUAUCUCUGUUCUAUUCCAUUGGGAAAUGUCAUAUUUUCAACAUUUUUUCUGGAACACUGUGAUUGGCAUCAAUCUGGAACAAAUUGAAUUGUGUGCAUCAAAUGCACAAGGUUAUGUGUCCAUUUGUAAUCUUAUUUCAACUCUGUUGGAAGUAUUCUUUGAACAGCUUACCAUGAAUUUAUUUGAGCCUGAGCUUCAAUUUUGACUUAACUUCAAGCAAAUUGCUGAGACUUUGAACUAGUUUAGUUACUCUGUUUCCAAAUAUCUUUUAGAAUUGACUCUUUGGUCUGCAAAAGGAAUUGACUCAUUGGUCUCUAUACCCGACUCAUGAUGCAGUUACACAUGUUUUUGAAAUUUCUGAGUGUUUCUUUCACUUUUUGGAGUGGCUGCUAGUUUUCUCUUAUCAGAUUUAUUAGGGAGAGAUUCUCUUGAAAAUUGUCUUUGUUUAUAUUUUUGAUUCAUUCUUGAAUAUGAUUGGUCUGAUCAACUUCUGGUUCAAGGUUAAUAAAAUUGUCUUUGAUUGUA